AUGAUUCCGUCGUCGCAGUCAUCCCGUGCGUCCCGGCGAAGUCCGACACCGUGGAACGACAAGAUUGUGGAACUCCAACGUGUCCUUGCCGAACCCGUCGUGGAUCUCUGGAGAUUGCGCGAAUUGGCACUCAGUGAAGGAGGUCUCGUCAAUGACACGAUUCGUCAACGGGCUUGGCCGAAGCUCGUGGGAUUGCACGACCACGGCCCCGACGAGGCGGUGACCCCGACGACUCCCACCCGACCUCCGCCGGCGUCGUCGAGUACUUCCGCCCGCAGUCGCCGGCCUCACGAUACCCCGCCCCGGGUCCCGACGACGACGCUUCGUCCCCCCCGUCCCGGACCAGUCUCCUCCACGCACACACCGUCACGACCCCGGACGGUCCUUCCCGACGACGACUCGGUCGCGUCCGCGGGAUCGCGCUCGCGCUACCGCCUGCCCCCCAUCGUCGCACAAUCCCUCGACGGACCCCAGAUUGAUCUCGACGUGGCACGCUGUACGUGGCAUCUACUCACCGGGACCCAACGGACCCAGCGAUUGCAAAUGGAACACAAACGACACCGCAAAGUGGCUCGACUCAUCAAACGCAAACAACGACGGUUGGCCAAUCUCAUUAAUUACGCACUCGUCCAGUCGUACACGCAAGUCCGGGUGAACGACCCGCAUGCGGAAAAGGAUCCACGCUUGCGCUAUUAUCAAGGGUAUCACGAUGUCGCCUGUAUCUUCUUGUCGACUCUCGGCGGGAGCGUCACGGCCAAUCCGACCACCUCUUUUUCCAACCACCACCACAAUAGGAACCACAACAACGACGGGAUGGAACUACUCGCCGCCAGUAUGGGUCUCCAGCUCCCCGCGGCAGUCUUGCUGCAGAUAUCCAACUCGCAUUUGCGCGAUUGUCUACAGUCCAACUUUCAAACACUACAAACAGCCUUGAGACUUACCCUCAUGCCACUAUUGGCCUACUUCGAUCCAGACCUGCACGCACACUUGUUUGCCGCCGACAUGGAACCCUUCUUUGCCCUCUCCUGGGUCAUUACCUGGUUCGCACACGAAAUCCGCGACACGGGCCUCGUCAAACGACUCUUUGACGUCUUUCUCGUUUCACACGCUCUCAUGCCCGUCUACCUUUCCGUAGCCAUGAUUACCCACCAACUCAAUCGGGAAGAAAUUCUACACACCGAAUGCGACUUUUCGCUUUUACACCAAGCCCUCCGUGGAUUGCCCAAAAAUUCCAGUACCGUGGGUUGGAAGUACCGGCCGGGCGACGGCUACGUCUCCGACGACGAAGCCGAUGAUGACGAAGAUUCCGUCUAUUCCGAAAACGUCGAAACCGAAUUUUUGCUCGUGCAGUCCGACCUGGAACUCCACCAUCGGUACCGGCACAACGUGCCCGGGGAAGCCCAGAGUUCCGUUUCCAGUGCGCUAUCCUGUGCCAGUAUGGAAUCACCAUCACUCGUGCCUUUUCAGGAACUCAUCGACGCCGCCAUUGUCUUGAUGCGCCGCGUACCGCCGCACAAGCUGCCGGCCCUCGCCACGCGCUACUACGGCGCCGACGUGGUCGAAACCAUGAUGCGCGAGGACGUGGGCUUUUUCCAACCCCCACCCCAGUGGGCCGUGGCGUCCCGAGCCCCGGCCGAUUGGGUCCUCCAACAACAACAGGAGCAGCAACAAGCCCGCACCCGACGAGGAUCCAAAUCGACCGCCCGUCGUGACCGACGACGGUCCCAGAGGUCUCGGAGUCGCUCGCGCGACGGACAACCGACGAUAGCGGACGCCGCCCGCUGUGACCCCGAGGACGCCACGGUGAGCCCCAUCGACGAGACGCUACUGGUACAAACGGUACCGCGCGACAAGAUCAACAACGUGGCGGUAAUUGCGGCCGGUCUAGGCCGCGGCGGGGACGAUGAAGAUACGGCGCGUCGUCGGCGGCGCAAGCGGACGCUCUGGGUCGCGGCAGCCGUGGCGGUGGCCGCAGUGGCGGUCGGCGUCGCCCUCCAAUACCGUCAGCAACCGGCGCCCGGUGUCGCGGUACACGAAUCGCCGUACGUGCUACGUAGCAGCGGGGAAGAUGCCAACGCCAUUCGGCCGAGGGCGGAGGACAAUACAAUUGUCACGGAAUUGUCUCGAGUGGAAACCAUUCCGGUACCCGAAAUGAUGGACUCGAACUCUGCCCAAACCGAUCACGUGUUGGUGCAGUCCAUUAUUGAAGAUCCUCCGUUUCCGAAAGGCAUCGUGGCGGAGUCAUGCUUUCGAGACUUGACAAUGGAGGCUCACGACGAAGGGAAUCAGACGUGUGCGUCCAUCCUACCGACACAUAUUCCCGUGUGGGAAUCCGUCCGGGGCGUGACACGGGGGAUUGCCAAGCUCGGUGGUCGCCUGGACAAGAUUUACCAAACGUUGGUGGAAAGCUCAACGCAAAGCCAGUCCCGGUCGGUAACAUACACCGACCCAGUAGGAAAGCUGCCUUCCUUAUUAGGUUUGUCGGCGGCGGUGCAGUCCCGAGCCACUGCGCAGAUAUCGAAAAUGGGAGGCCACCUGGACGACCUGCGCAAGAACUUUCUGGAUCCCAAAGCGCGUCAACUAGCUUUGCUGUUCCGGCAGCGAACCAAUAGUGAGCUGACUCGCCUGAGCGAACGCUUUCGCCAGCGCGGCGUUUCCGGAGCCGUCUCGGUGCACAGCCAUCCGGAAAUCCCGGCGUGGCUGUCGCUGCAAUCGCGGACGCAGGAACACGUGGCGCAGGAAGUGCUCAAAAUUGGGGACAUUUUGCACAAAAUCCUGGAACCCCGUUUGCGUCGGUCCGUCGGAACGAUCGAUUCGGCCGCUGUGGGGAGAAUGUUCGGCGAGUCGGCUGAUCGUAUCCGCGACGUCCUGGGUAGCCUUUCGCCCUUGGUAGAGCGACUGAACAAACCGUGGGAAGAGAGGUCGUGAAAAGUUACAAUCGGGUGUUGCUGACGGUCGGAGCGUGGUGUGGUAGGGAUUUGAUACCAACGACUUUAAUUGUUGCCUAUACGCGUGUACUUUGAACAUCGUU
Messenger RNA from Phaeodactylum tricornutum CCAP 1055/1, 3031 nucleotides. RefSeq lists its product with no specific name. The transcript is spliced from 2 exons. Gene Ontology annotation, molecular function: GTPase activator activity. Gene Ontology annotation, biological process: endoplasmic reticulum to Golgi vesicle-mediated transport; positive regulation of GTPase activity. The record is from RefSeq and is a predicted model, not a curated record. Lineage: Eukaryota; Bacillariophyta; Bacillariophyceae; Surirellales; Neidiaceae. Bases 1 to 2928 code for a protein of 975 amino acids. Gene Ontology annotation, cellular component: endoplasmic reticulum membrane.